Exophiala aquamarina CBS 119918 is the source of this 303-nucleotide messenger RNA. RefSeq lists its product as uncharacterized. The transcript has a single exon. The coding region runs from base 1 to 303 and encodes 100 amino acids. The record is from RefSeq and is a predicted model, not a curated record. Gene Ontology annotation, molecular function: structural constituent of ribosome. NCBI's taxonomy places the organism in Eukaryota, Fungi, Ascomycota, Eurotiomycetes, Chaetothyriales, Herpotrichiellaceae. Gene Ontology annotation, biological process: translation; ribosomal small subunit assembly. Gene Ontology annotation, cellular component: cytosolic small ribosomal subunit; ribosome.
AUGCUACAACCAACAGAUCUUUUCAUUCAAACACCCAAACCCGACGACCGCAGUCUGAUAUCAACCUUUUCCAUUCACAUACAAAACCAAUAUAUACUCACAUCCAUCUUCCUAGGCCCGAACCUCGUGCCCUUCGACCUCUCCGGGCCCAAAACCCACGCCAUAAAGACCCAGGCCCGCGCGGCAGCAAUCACGCCGUAUAUGGUCGGCUACAAGUUCUUAGUCCACAACGGAAAGACGUACAACGACGUCUACGUGACCGAGGAGAUGGUGGGAAGGAAAUUGGGCGAGUUCUCACCGUGA